AUGUCAGAAGUGAAGAAAGAAACGGAGAACGAUUCCACCUUCCAAAAACUUUCGCAAGCAAUUAAAACAAGUAUUUGGUCUGAUCCAGAAAUCCAACCAUACACAAAUGUAAAAGACGAACUAUCCGAAUGUGACGGUAUACUCCUACGAGGAACACCGCGUUUGGUUCUUCCACAAUCACUCGAGCAACAAGCUAUUGAGUGCCAUCACGCAGGUCAGCAGGGAAUAGUAAAGACCAAGCGACUACUACGCGAGAAAGUUUGGUUCCCGUCGAUCGACAGAAUGGUUCAAGAGAGAAUAAAAAACUGUAUUCCGUGUCAAGCUGCAACACAAGGUACCAUGCCAAAACCAGAACCAUUGAAAACGAACCCCACUACCAAAAGCACCAUGGAACGAAAUUGCUAUUGACUUCGUUGGUCCCUUUCCAUCGGGCGAAACACUACUUGUAGUCAUUGAUGAAUUCAGCAGAUUUCCGGAAGUCGAAAUCCUCCAUUCCACAACCGCAAACGCCGUCAUACCCAAACUCGAUGGUAUUUUCUCUAGACAAGGGAUACCAGAGUCGUAAAAUCAGACAACGGCCCACCGUUCAAUAGCGCAGAAUUCGCAAACUUCGCCAGUUUCCUUGGUUUUCAACACAGAAAGGUUACGCGCUAUUGGCCCCUAGCUAAUGGUGUAGUCGAACGUUUUAUGCGAACACUCGAAAAAGCAAUCCGUACAGCCCAUUUAGAGAAAAAGAAUUGGAAACAAGAAAUUAAUGUAUUUCUACGCCAGUACCGUGCAACUCCACACAGCACCACCAACACAUCCCCAUCUGAAGCUCUAAACAGCCGAAAACUGCAAACGCUUCUUCCCCAGCUCACCGAAGUUCCCAAUCCUGAAGCAGAUAAUUCCAUCCACGAAACGGACAGUGAGAAGAAAAGAAAGAUGAAGGCGAUGAAACCAGCGAAAUAA
Paramuricea clavata is the source of this 951-nucleotide messenger RNA. NCBI's taxonomy places the organism in Eukaryota, Metazoa, Cnidaria, Anthozoa, Malacalcyonacea, Plexauridae. The record is from the annotation of a GenBank genome assembly.